Cyprinus carpio (common carp) is the source of this 2697-nucleotide messenger RNA. Its product is annotated as free fatty acid receptor 3-like. The record is from RefSeq and is a predicted model, not a curated record. Gene Ontology annotation, molecular function: G protein-coupled receptor activity. NCBI's taxonomy places the organism in Eukaryota, Metazoa, Chordata, Actinopteri, Cypriniformes, Cyprinidae. Gene Ontology annotation, cellular component: plasma membrane. Gene Ontology annotation, biological process: cellular response to fatty acid; G protein-coupled receptor signaling pathway.
UAUAGGUAUGCGUGUCACUGUGACCUCAUUAUAAGAAGCAUUAUGAGUGACAGAGAACGAUAUUGUGACUCCUGAGUCUGUGGUAGUGGACUGACUUUCUUAAGGUUUGCAUCAUUGACAUCUGCAUCGACGAUGGCGUGGACGGUGUCUCUGAGUAACCUGGUGUUAGCAGUCUACGGAUUCACACUGAUCACAGGCCUUCCCUCCAAUGUCUUGGCUUUCUACACCUUCUUUAAGAAGAUCCGCCAGCGCUCCACCCCGAUGGACGUGCUGUUACUCAGUUUAACCAUCUCUGACCUGAUCUUCCUCUUCUUCCUGCCGUUUCGCAUGGUGGAGGCAGCCAACAUGAAAUGGACGCUGCCUUACUUCCUCUGCCCGCUGUCGGGAUUCAUCUUCUACUCCACCAUCUACAACAGCACCUUCCACCUGACGGCCAUCAGCGUGGAGCGCUACCUGGGUGUGGCUUUCCCCAUUAAAUACAAGCUCAAACGUAACUCUCGAAACGCCGUGAUAGCCAGCGUCAUAUUCUGGGUGAUCUCCAUGGCGCACUGCAGUAUCGUCUACAUCAUGCAAUACCACGAUCAUAUGAACCCCAACUUCACCGAUCCGUCAAAACGUAACACCUGCUAUGAAGAAUUCUCUGAGGAACAGCUCAAGAUCCUCCUGCCUGUUCGCCUGGAGCUUUUCGCGGUGCUCUUCGUAACGCCAUUCCUCAUCUGCUGCUUCUGCUACAUCAAAUUCAUCCACAUCCUCUCCAAUCUGCCCAACAUCAACGCCAAGAAGCGGUAUAGAGCCAUCGGGAUGGCGUUGGGCACGCUUCUGGUCUUCAUUAUCUGCUUCAUGCCCUAUAACGUCUCACACGUGGUUGGAUAUGUAGGCAAUUACAGCCCCGACUGGCGAGUGUUUGCGCUGCUCACCAGCACGUUCAAUGCGUGCCUCGAUCCAUUCAUAUUCUACUUCUCUUCUUCAGCGCUUAGAGGAACUUUUAAGAACGUCUUCCAGGAGCUGUCGAGGAGGCUUGCCCAUAUCAUGCCCUGCUGUCGCUCGCCUCUCUAUUGCCCUCUGUUGAGCUGUUCAAGUACAGAGGAGAAAACUCAGAGCACGACCGACAGCUCUCUGUAACAUCACAAGCCGGGACUUGCCAAACGUGACUUAAUCCGAGAAGUAUCAGAAGAGCACCAUAUGGGCCAGUAUUUUUCUGUGUUUUCUUCUGACUGCUCAUGACGAUCAGUCCAAAGCAAAUGAACAUAAUUCUGAUGCACAGCUUAAUGGACCUGUAUAAUGGGCCACUAUUACUAUGAAGGUUCCAGUGUUUUUUCCAUUCAUUUUUCCCAUAGGGAUUUAAAAAAGUCUUUGUUAAAGCACUAUAAGCUGUGAAUCAAACCAACCAGCUAUGAGGGGGAUUCACAGCAUUACAAACUUUGAAAUGAAACAAAACAAUUUAAAAAAAUGAGACAAAAAGACAAAGGUACAAGAUUUAACUUUACAAGAUUUUAUAGAGGGGGAACUACCAUGAAGCAUUGUGAACUACAGAAACAAAUUUAAAAUGAUGGAGAAAUAUAAAACUAUUAAUUUAAUGUUGAAACAAUAUAUUUAAAAUGUAUUACAAAAUAUGCAUAUAUAUAUAUAUAUAUAUAUAUAUAUAUAUAUAUAUAUAUAUAUAUAUAUGCAUAUAUAUAUACAGUAUAUGAGAUUUGCUCACUGUGACUCGCUGAUUGGUGGAAUUUUCUGUACAGCAUCAUGGGUACUAGUUUUUUUUUUGCCACAAAUUCAGCUGUUAAGCAGUUAACAACCUUGAAUCUCACAGUAGUUCUGUCUUUAAAGGUUUAUAAGUUAUCAUUCAAAAUAUUAUUUUUUUUUCUGUGGAGAAAAUGAAGGAGUUUUACUUCUUGAACCCAACUAUUGCCUGCUAUAACUUAUAUAAUAUUACUUUUGCAUCUAUUGGGGUUCAACAUGCCCUCAACUUAGACUUUCUGGUAAAGCUAGUUGACCUUGGUUGUCUUCCUGGUGAAGCAGCCUAAAGCGGGCACGUUUUUUAAUGCUGAUAUCGAUCCUAAUGGAAAAUGCUCAAGCAGGUUUAUUGAGUGUUUUCUGCCAGGAUCAGUAUCAUUAUCAGGUAAAUGCACCUUCGGGGAGCUUAUGCUGUCUAUAGCUGGGCAUUCAAUGUAUGCAGCUCUAGCACCACCAAAUAAAAUAAUGACAUUUCACACUUCCUCAAUUUCACACCAUUGGUUGAUCCAAUAUUAUAUCCUGCCACUCAAACAAUCAGAUUGCAAACCACCUGAAUGUUUUUGCGUUUCUCUUUAUAAUAAUAAUUUUUGUAAAUCAGUUCUCCUGCUGCAUAAACUUCACAGCAUACAUAUAAUAAUUGUAUGAACUUUUCUCCUGACACACUAUAUCAUUUAAGUUCUUAUAUUUUGCUUUUUCUUUAAAAUUGUAUUGAUUAUUGAUUAUUUUCCAUUUAAGUUUGUACUGUGAAUAUAUGAAUUGUUACCCCUUUCUUUGCAUUCAAAUGUUUUUUUCUUUUAUUAAAUACAUUUCAUAUCUAAGUUUAUUUUAAAGUUGUUGUGGAUGUGAAUAUGUAAUCAUUAAAUUGUUAAUUUUAUACAAGAGCAGAUAAGAUAACCUUAUUUGGAGCUGCAGUCUAUAGACUUUUUACUUUGUCAUUUCUACUAAAUAAAAAUAUGCAAAAAAUAA